CGGAAAACAAACACUGUCCACCGGCUGGUGAAGACUGAGGAACUCUGGACGUUUUUUUGAAGGUUUUUAAAGGUUUUCCAGGUGAGUUACGGGUGUUUUAUUGAGCCUUUUAAACCUUUUUAUAUGUCUGUCUGAUAAACUUCAGCUCAAGGUUCGAGUUCUCUGACCGUCAGGUAGUUUAAACGUUCAUUUAUGAUCUCUGACAUCGGUAACACUUUACAAUAACCAUCAUAUAUAAAUGCUAAAUAGAUAGUUUAUUAAUGUAAGUUAAUUGUGACUUCACCAUUAAAAAGUAAUGAUGAAUAAUUUUCAUUAAUUAUUUAUGGACUUAGGGUUUAAAUAUUGGUUGUAAAAACUCUAGAUCAAAAUGUGUGUCAGCAGCACUUUGUAAAUGUUUCAUAUUUGGUUAUUAAAUCAUCUAUAAAGAUAACUGAGAUGGUUAUUGUGAAAUUAGGGUUAGGGUUUUUAAAAUUGUAAAAUUGAAGAUUUAUUAAUGGUCUAUAUGCUAUUUAACAACCAGGAUGAAGCUGAAAGUGAAUUCAUGUCAGAUUUAGAGGACAUUAAAAUCAGUUUGUCAGGAGAAAACAGGUGUUUUCACUCACAGGUGAGCUGGUUUAUUAAAGCUGCAGAGCGCUGUGAACAUAUUAAUAAUAAUAAUCCUGUUUUCUAUUUGUGUUUAAUGUUGAACUGCUGGAAUUUAUUUUUUACAUUUACAAGGCCUUGAAUAUUGUUUUUAAAUUCCAGGCUGUAAAUAUUCAAAUGUGAAGAACUGUUUAAAAAUAAUUCAAACAGCUGCUCCAGAGUUUUUUUUAAUCUGCAAACCUGAUACUAACACCGAUAAUUCAUUAUGAUUACUAAUAUUAUUAUUACUGUUAUUAUGAUUGUACUAUUAUGAUAAUAUUAAUAAUAAUAAAAUAGCAAUAAUAAUUACAACAAGAUAACUGAUAAUAAUAAUAAUAUCAAUGGAAAUAAUUAUUAUUUUUAUUAUUAUUAGUAGUAGUAAUGGUAGUAUAAUUAUCAUUAUUUUUGUUGUUACUCUUAUUAUUAUUAUUGUUGUUGUUUUUUUAUUGUCUUCAUAUAAUAAUAAUAAUAAUAAUAAUAAUAAUAAUAAUAAUAAUAAUAAUAAUAAUAAUAAUAAUCAAGAUUUUAUUUCCAGUUCACAGAUUCCUAAGCUCUGAGUUUUUUUAGGUUUAGGACAUUAAAUUUAAUGAUUGAUGUAAAGUUGAUUGAAGCAUCACCUGAUUCAUUAACGUCAUUAACACUGCUGUGAUAAUUAGGCCCAGGUGUGGUCUCUCUCUCUCUCUCUCUCUCUCUCUCUCUCUCUCUCUCUCUCUCUCUCUCUCUCUCUGUGUUUCAGGUAUUUUAGAAGGGAGAGAAAGAAGAAGAAGGAGAGAUGCCGAAGAGAGUGAAGAAAGGAGGAGGAGGAGGAGGGAAGACGGAGGGAGAGAGGCUCCUGUUCCUGCAGCAGAGAGCUCAGGCUGAGGAGGAGAUGGCCAAGAAGAAGGAGGAGAUCCUCACGCUCUAUCUGAAGGUAACCCUGAAUCAGACUGGACUCUGAACCACCGAGUGGACUUCAAAAGUCUGAUCUGUGUUUCCUCUGUGGACCAGGACAAGCUGCAGAAGGAGGAGAGGAACACGGCCAUGAACCUGAUGAAGAUCAACGACGGUUGGAGGUCCAUCCUCCGUCAGAGUCGAGCUGCAGAGCUGCGGAAAGACAUGGAGGUGUUGAUGCCGACGUUUGAGACGCAGCUGGACGCCAUGGACGACCUCAUCAAGGUCUGAGUCUUCUCCUCAACGUUCAAACUUAGAUCAUGAAGACCUGCAGGUUUACAGUUUCUGAGCGUGUCCCCCUCCCUGUGCAGAACCUGGUGACGGCCCUGCAGGAGGCGGAGCGACACUCGGCUCGGGUGCGGCGUGUUCACCUGCAGCACCUGGACCGUCUGCUGGUUCUGCAGCACAGACGUCUGGGGUUGGUGCAGCAGCAGUGGGAGGGCGGUCUGCAGCAGCUCAGCUCCAGGUUCAGCUCUGACAGGUGAGUCCGGGGAGACACGGCGCCCCCUGCUGGCUGCAGUGAGGAGUACAGAGCUGUGGUACAGGUUUUUUUUUCUGUCGCUAACAAGCGUAACCACGUCGUUUUCAGUGAACACGUCUCCUCAAUAUCUACAAGCCACAACAGAAGUUAACGACGCAAAAAAAAAGUGAGGAUGGGAAAAAAAAGAGUUACUGCUAAAUUAAAGGAUGCAAAUAAAAAAGAAAUAGUGCAGAUAAAACAAACAAACAAACAAAAAAAAGCAACAAAGGAAGUUCACCUUCCUAUGGACUCAGGCGCUACACGGUCUAAAAAAAACGACAAAUUAAAAGUUUACGAAGUGAAAUUAAAUAACCUUUUCACAAACUUCUUUUCUCGUCUUCUCGCCGUCGUCUUCUGUGUCUAGAUCGUAAAACAGCGGUGCAUCAUCAUUAUUGUUUUAUUUGCAUCCUUUUAUUUAUUUUUUUGCAACAUUGACUUCCAUUGUGUGUUUUUUUAUUUAUUUUAUUUUUUUUUAUCUGCACCAUUUCUUUUUUAUUUACAUCCUUUUAUUUUUUCUUUCUUUUUUGCAUCAUUAACUUCAAUUUUUUUUUAUUUUUUAUCUGCACCAUUUCUUUUUUAAUUUUCCCUUUUAUUUAUUUUUUUUAUUUUUUAUAUUUUAUCUGCACCAUUUCUUUUUUAUUUACAUCCUUUUAUUUAUUUUUUUAUUUUUUAUUUAUUUUUUUAUCUGCACCAUUUCUUUUUUAUUUACAUCCUUUUAUUUAUUUUUUUAUUUUUUAUUUAUUUUUUUAUCUGCACCAUCAUUUACAUCCUUUUAUUUAUUUAUUUAUUUUUUAUUUUUUUUUUUAUCUGCACCAUUUCUUUUUUAUUUACAUCCUUUUAUUUAUUUAUUUUAUUUUUUAUAUUUUAUCUGCACCAUUUCUUUUUUAUUUACAUCCUUUUAUUUUUUCUUUCUUUUUUGCAUCAUUAACUUCAAUUUUUUUUUUUUUUUAUCUGCACCAUUUCUUUUUUAUUUACAUCCUUUUAUUUAUUUUUUUUAUUUUUUAUAUUUUAUCAGCACUCUUUCUUUUUUUAUUUGCACCGUCUUCAGGAAGCAGAUCCUGGAACAGUCGGAGCAGCGGACAGCUCACCUGGAGGACGUGGAGUUCGCCAUGACGAUGGAGGAAGAAGACGUGACCAGAGAGAUCCAGACGCUGUUCGACGCCGUCAUCCAGUCCUACAAGGAGGCUUACCCCGACACAGUACCUCAGAGACACACUCUGUCCUCUCUCUGUCCUCCUUCUGUCCCCUCUCUGGUCUUUGUCCCUGAGUCCCCCUGUCUCUCUGUCUCUUUGCAGAAAGCGUCUCUGCAGGUAAACCAGAGGGAUGAGCUGAAGGAGGAGAGGAGGAGACUGGAGAAGACCAAGAGGGACUUUGAACAGUUGGAGAGUAAGGAGGACAGACUUCUGGACCAUCAAAGACACGUUCAGACUGUCCAGAAGAACAAGGAGGAGGUGAAGAAGACGCAGGUAUGAGGACGAAGAGCUGACAGCAGCAGUCUGAGACACAGUCCAGGUUUUUGGGUUUGACUGUUUUUAAUAAGACCGUGUCUCAUGAGUCCUCUGAUCUGGUCCGAUCAGGUCUGGUCUGGUUGGGCUCCUGUUUUUCAGAUGAGGUAGAGCGCCCCCUGCUGUUUCUUUAAACUCUGAUCCUCUGUCUCAGUUUUUUCUGGUUGGUUUUGGUUUCCUCUCUUAGGAGACCGUCGUCCAUCUGAAGAAGAAGCUGGUCUCCAACGAGGCCAAGAAACAGUCCAUGGAGCAGGAUCUGGUCGCACAGAGAAACCUGAGGGGCCCCAAGACGCACGAACUCCAGAACCAGCUGGUCCAGACUCGAGCCGCCGCCAGGAAGAAGCUCAGCGACCUCACCAUGCAGAGCGACGCCGCCACCAAGAAACUGAAGGCCGUUAUCGCCAAGGUGACCGAUCUCCAACUCUGAUUGGCUCUCAGGUGGUCUCCGGUCCUCCGCUCACUCUGGUUUCUCUUUGGUCCUGCAGGGCGAGAAGGUGGUCCGGGCGGGCGAGAUGUGUCAGAAGAUGGAGGAUAAAGUCCGACUGUUACUUCGUCCAGAGGAGCUCAGACAGGAACCUGGAGCGGACCCUCAGGAACCAGCUGAGGUAGGACCGGACUGGGGGGUCCCUCAGACUCCUUCUGAUCUUGAUGCUCCUGGGUCUGUCAGAACUUACUGAAGAAACGGGCGUGAAGAGAAGUUCAGGGUGGACCAUGAAACAGACUGAACACUGGUGGGAGGAGUCACCAGGACUUCCUGUUUCUGACCUCUGUGUGUCUCUCUGCAGAAACCCGAGCUGCUUCAUCUGACACGGCGCGUCGCCGCCGCCGCGCUGCAGCGAGAAGUUCUGAAGAGACACAAAGAGGACCUGAGCCGAGAGAACCAGCAGCUGAAGCUCCUCCUACGUCAGCACCUGGACGCCGAGACCAUCGGCGGGCAGCAGCUCACCAUAGACCCCGCCCCUCUCUCCGGCAGCCCGCUCACCACCAGAACCCACAUAACCGUUAUCGAGGGCGUCCACGCCAUGAAGCACGCGCUGAGGGACUGAGCCGACACGAGGACGUCCGACGUCGAGUCGAGUUUAGAGUGACGGUGAUUUUUGUACAAAUUCUGAAUAAAGAUGAAACUGAUGA
Xyrichtys novacula (pearly razorfish) is the source of this 4707-nucleotide messenger RNA. NCBI's taxonomy places the organism in Eukaryota, Metazoa, Chordata, Actinopteri, Labriformes, Labridae. The record is from the annotation of a GenBank genome assembly.